Messenger RNA from Ceratina calcarata, 2755 nucleotides. Its product is annotated as nose resistant to fluoxetine protein 6. NCBI's taxonomy places the organism in Eukaryota, Metazoa, Arthropoda, Insecta, Hymenoptera, Apidae. Bases 521 to 2755 code for a protein of 744 amino acids. The transcript has 13 exons. Gene Ontology annotation, molecular function: acyltransferase activity, transferring groups other than amino-acyl groups. The record is from RefSeq and is a predicted model, not a curated record.
UACCAAGAUAUUGCGAAAUGCGAGUGAUACAAGUGUUAUAGAUAAUUAAUUGAAUAUUCAAUAUGCACUCGGUUGCACGCGAUAGAAUUCUAAUGGAGUGUCUACAUCUUGAUUUCUACUUGUCGAGAGGAUAUCAUUCACACAAUCGAGGAUCACAAGGUCUUUGGAAGACGAACAGAGUGGUGGGAGAGGAAGAGCGCGGUGUUCACCCCUCUUCUUGCGCCCUAUUCGUGAACCUAGGUGAGUCCAUCGUUUCACGAUCACUCAUAAAGCUCGCCUUCGAACGAUCAAGAAUACAGAGUCUGUGAAACAUUCGGUAAAAUAAUUUUUUGGCAAAAACACAUGCCACCUGUGGAGUUCGUUCGUGAACAGAAUUUUUGAACGCCUUCCAAAAUCGUAUGUUCGACGAAUCGCGUGGGAUCGUCGCGGCUGUUGCUCGUGGACAAAAUCGAACAACUUGACGCUCGUGAUUUGGAGGCAAUUAGUAGAUUUCCGUGUUCGUUCAUCGCGUACCGCAACCAUGGGAGGGUUCAUCAGAGCAUGGACGAUUUUUUUACUGAUAAAACUUUCGUACAGUGGAAAAUCGGUGGAUAUACUGACGUCCAGCACUCUGAACACCCUGGAGGAAGAGGAGAUCCUGAGAGUUCUGUCACGAAACACGACUACGUCCUCAAAUAAUUUCACGCUGACCGAUCUGAUCGAGCAUUUAAAAAAUGAAACAUUCGAAGCGAGCAACAAUAGUGCAAAGAAACUGGAGAUCAAUCCGUUCUACGAUGAGUUUUCAGAAGAAAUUGAUCGGGAGGCAAGAACGUUGUUACAAAUUCUUCCAGCUUACGAUCCUGGCGUCGGACGCGUGAGUCCGGAGUGCAAGAGGCAUUCGGACAUUUUCCAUCAGGAACUGGCCAAGUUUACUUUAUGGGCACUCAAAAUGUACGACGCGACGGCGAAGAUACCGUCUGGCCUUCUGAACGGAAAUGUAAAUCAGUUUGGUGAUUUCGACGAAUGCAUCGGUGUCCAAGGUAGCGAGGGUAUUCAAGGACAGUACUGCUUAGCGUACCUCGAAUUGAGCGUCGACGAGUCCCGGCCGGAUCUGAAGCAUCUUCAUCGAUUGCUCCAUUCCCAUUACGCGUUCAGAAGCAACAUUACCGAUCCUGGACAUCGAGUACCCAGGUACACUAUAAUAAAUUGGGCGGUAUGCACCCCGGCUUCGUGCAGUUUCAAAGACGUUGAAACAUCUAUUCGCGACACUGUUACGAAAUACACUUUGCAAACUGGUCUCAAAGUUAAAGUAACGGUGAACAAAGAAAUGUGUCAGGUAAAGGGAAAAGACCCUCUGCCAAGGGAAACUGUGAUCGUUAGUUUAUUCUUUUUAGUUAUAUUUGCAUUAGCAAUUAUAGCAGCGUAUUACGAUCACUACGAAAUACCUGCUAGCGAACUACUGUUAUCGUUUUCUUUAAAACGCAAUUUCAAGAGUCUCGUGUCGGUAGAACGGAAACAGAACGACAUAGCCACGCUCCACGGUGUGCGAGCUAUAAACGCUUUAAUGCUGCUUCUAGCUCAUAAAAGCAUGGCACUGUUUUUUAAUCCGUACAUGAAUAGAACUGAAAUGAGCGAGUAUCUUGGUAAACCGUGGACGGUCAUAGGAAGAGCUGCUAGUCUUUAUACCGACCCUUUCAUAAUGCUUUCUGGUCUUUUAACUUCGUAUUCGUUUAUUGGAAAGCUACGAAGGACUGGGAAUUUGAAUAUCAUCAAUGAAUACUUUUCCCGAUGGAUUAGGGUGGUACCGUCUUUAGCUGCGUUGAUGUUGUUUUGUACUUACAUAAUACCUUAUAUUGGCUCUGGGCCACAAUGGAACUUGGUAGUAACUGAACAUGCAAAUAUUUGCAAACGGACGUGGUGGAGAAAUUUUCUAUUCAUUCAUAACUACUUCGGAUUUGAAUCCAUGUGUCUCACGCAUACUCAUCAUUUAGGGAUAGAUACUCAAUUAUUCAUUCUCUCGCCUUUAAUGGUGAUUCUUCUGUAUAAAAAACCAAAGACUGGAAGUAUCGUUCUUACUAUGUGCGCUUUGAUAUCAACGGCGCUUCGAUAUUUCGUAACAUAUUACAGGCAAUUGAAUAAUUACGUUUUCUUCGGUACAUCAAUAAAACAAUUAUUCGACACUGCGAAUUAUUCGUACACUCUACCAGCGCACAGACUAACGAUUUAUAUAGUAGGAAUUUUUCUCGGAUAUUUGUUGAGGUAUUUGCCAAGGGAUUAUAAAAUAAAUAAGAUUGCUCUACGCACGGGUUGGAUUCUCUGCACGAUAAUGUUUUGUUGCGCAUUCUUUGGACCCGCUGGGAUGGGGUCUAUAGAUUACGUGUAUAAUCCAAUCGAUGCGGCAAUGUAUAACGCGUUUGCUCCCAUAGGGUGGUGCGCCCUUUUCGCUUGGGCCACCGUGAUGUACCAUACGAAAAAUACAAAUGGCUGGUUCAGCAGAUUUUUAGCAUGGAAAGGAUUUUUGAUUACCACGCGUUUGAGUUACGCAAUAUAUUUAACGCAGUUCCCAAUAUAUUUUUAUAACGUUGGGAGAACUCGAAGUGCUGAAUAUUUCGAUUUCUUCAAAAUGCAAUUCAAUCUAGCUGAGUUCUUGUGGAUUGUUACUUUGUCCAUAACUCUCACGUUACUUUUCGACACGCCGUUCCAAAAUAUUAAAGAUUACCUAAUGAGGAAAUCUCCGAUGCCGGAGGCAGCGGUAAAACCGUUGAAACGAGAGUAA